Messenger RNA from Prorocentrum cordatum, 4433 nucleotides. Lineage: Eukaryota; Dinophyceae; Prorocentrales; Prorocentraceae. The record is from the annotation of a GenBank genome assembly.
GUCAGGUCCUGCGGUCUGGAGCUCGAGCGCUUCAGGCAUUCUGACCGUACACCUUUCCGCGCCCCCUGACCUCGACUGGUGCUCGUCCGAUCAGGUGCUGAUUUCGGACGAACGCCCGACAGUGCUGAUGCCGGGCGAGUGCUUCCGACAUCCCGUCUUGCAUGAUGACGGGUCCGACGCGGGCUCUGUGGUUGGCGUGGUGCGCAGAGUAAUGUCGGACAACCCAGGGGGCACCGCCUACGAAGUGGAAAACUUUGCUGCUGGAGACCAAUACCUGUCAUGGUGGCUUAAUUCACGGAUUGCGAAGCGAGAGAAGAUGAUCUUACACGUGUGCCGUGGGCCAGUCUCGCGAUGUCGCUACACGGCACCGCGGGCGGGGUGCCAGGUGUUCCACACCAGAGCGCCCCAGAGGCUCACGGCCGCUCAGGCAGCCGAGCGGCACAUGGCAGUGCUCCAGCACGAUGAGGAUUGCCCCGAGCUGCCGGCUGAUGUCGCUCAGGCCGCCUCACAUGAGGCUGAGGCCGCUGAGGAGGACGAGGGGCCGCCGCCGAGUCCCGCCGCUUUCGCUGGCCCGGCCAGGAAGCGCCCCGCCGGCGUAGGCAAGGCUGGGGGCGACCUGGUGGAGCUCGACGGCGACGAGGAGGCCGACGAGGCGGACGCGGACGCCUUCGCUGAGCUCGACAGGGAGCUCGCAGCGCUCUCAGGCAAGUCCGAGGGCACGAAGAGCUCGGCGAAGGACGGCUACCUGGAGCGCCUCAACAAGUUGCGGGAGAAGCUCGCGACAGUGCGCGGCCCGGAGGCCGCUGCGGGCGGGGCCACGGCCGCCGCACCCACCAAGAAGGCCAAGCUCGGCGACGUGGUCCAGGCGAGGAUGACUGGACAGGCGCCGAGUGCUGCCGCUGCUGGUCCAGCAGAUGGCAGUCGUGCUCGCGGCUCAGGCGAGCGGGCAGUGCUGAAGACGCUCGCCGAGUACCUGAGUCAGAAGGGCGACGACGACGACGACGGCCUGUUUGACAGUGAUGAUGAUCGCGUCCCUGGCGGGCGCCCUGUGGCGGCCCGCCGCCUCGCGUACAAGAAGAUAGCGGAGAAGCAUCCAGGGCGCCUCUCGGAGAGGGAGAUGGAGAACAUGGCGCAGUUUCUGGACCAUGAUGAUGCUGGAGGUGUGAACAAGCAUAGCCCCGUGGCGCUCAAGUUCUUGCUCCGGGUGCUGAAGCCCGCGCACCCCAUUCGUGAGAUUGGUGAGGACCGGUACCGCGAGCUGCGGACGCUCGCGGAGAGUGCGGACCUCAUAGUCUCAGGCAAGCCCAUUCACGCCUUGGACUUCAUCUUCUGCAGGAUCAAGGCUAUCCAGAAGACCAUGCGGGAUGGCCCGAGCCGUGGUGGAAGCCCGGACAGCAGAGCGUUGCCGAUCACCCACAUCGGCACUGCCGCGGACGCCGCAGAGUUGCGCAGCCGCUCGGGAGUGCAGCCGCCCAGGGGUCGUGCUCCUGCCCUGGAGGCGGGCCGCGCCGAUCCCCCGUCGGGGGGCGGCUUGCCCGCGCUGACAGACCGCCCGGCCCCCCGGGCGGUGGGCGGGAAGCCCCUGUCAGCGUGGGCGGCGGCGCGCGCGAAGACUCCGCGUGCCGAGGGGGAGUCCAGGCGGCAGUUGAAGAAGAGGGUCGCGUCGCAGUUCUUCAAGCGCUGGGUGUCGGCCAAGAACGCGGCGAAGCCGAGCGAGCCGCAGAGGCGGGUGGCCGCGCUGACGUUGGGCCAGUGGAAGGCGGACAUCGCCUCGCGCAUGUGCCGCAGCGGCCCAAGCCAAAUGACAAUGCUGGAGAUCGGUUUCGGGAUCCUCACCAGUGUCAGGAGAAUGCCAAGUUGCACUGGAGAUUUCGCUAGAAGGUUCCCUGUGGGCGUCGCGCCACAAUCGCCGGAGGCUGGUGUCGGGCGUGAUGUGCUGCCCCUGCCAGUAAGGGAGCCGGCAACCUUUUUCGCUUGGGAACGUGAACUGAAGAGAAGAGGAAUGUUGGACGGUGAGGGAUCCCCCGUGGAUGUUACGAAGUGGCCAGCUGCUCUAAAGAAGGAGGCCCAAGCCAUGGCGGUCGAGGUGUGGUUUUUUUUCCUGAGCGUGCUGGGCCCGAACUACCUUUACCUUGGGCACCUGAGCAAGGACCGCCGGGAAGCAGCCGGGCGCCUUUCUGAGGUGCAGGCCGCCAGCCUACGUGUGAUCGGUGAGACGGUCGAGUGGCGCGUGGGCGACGCGUUGGCGGCGGUGGACAUCCCGUUCUGGCCUCAGGAGAUGAAGAAGACGAAGUCGAGCUACGAUCUGGAGGAGGACUGUCUGGCGCUCCCCUUGAAGUUCGGCGAGCUUGAGCCCGGCCUUCCCAAAACCGAAGAUAUCGGCCGCUUGGACGUGCUGGACUAUGUGGGGCCAGAGCUCAAGGAGGUGCUCACCAAACCCGAGAUGUCGCUCUUGCCGGAGGCCGAGUGGCCCGAGUCGCCUCCGAAGGCAAAGGUCAACGUCGAGAAGCUGGAGGACUGGUGGGCCAUCGCUGCCAAGCUGGUGGAGCGUGGACUGCUGGCCCCUAUACCAGCUGAGCGCAUCUUUGUGGCCCGCGGCCGUCGCGUCGCAAAUGGGUUGUUUGCUGUGACAAAGUCGGGGUCCCCAGCUGAGGGAGAGGCCAGAGUGACACGUUUGAUUUUCAACAUGGUCCCGACGAAUACGUACCUUCGACCGUUGGCAGGGGGCUCAGUGACUCUGGUACCCUCGCCGGCGCGGGUAAGCAUCUCCCCUGGCCCCGAGGAGGUGCUGCUCUGGAGUGGGGGCGACCAGGAGGGAGCUUUCUUCAUGUACCGCAUCCCUGCGCCGUGGCUGGGCUACAUGGCGAUCUGCGCCCCAGUCCCCGGCCAUGUUCUUGGCAUGAAGACCAAGGAGGUGUGGCUGGCCAUGACAGUGCUGCCCAUGGGCUGGGUGUACAGCGUCCCCAUUUUCCAGAGCGUCCACCGGUGGGUUGCGCUUCUGGGUCGCCCUGCUGGCGCCGCCCUCCCAGCUGACCUGGAGUGGCGGCGCGACCGUCCUAUCCCCGCCGCUGCAGCUGCUCCCCUGUCUCAUGAGGGCCCUCGCGAGUGGUGGAGUGUGUACAUCGACGACUUCGAUAACUGCGAGACGGCUGGGUGCAAGGAGGCGCUCGCGAAGGUGGGCACUCCUGGCCGCCUGCAGGCCCUGAUGAGGGAGAGUUACCAGCGGAAUGCAACCCCCAUCAGCGUGGACAAAGCCAACCAGAGGCAGCUCUUGGUCACGCGGAUGGGUGUAGAGGUGGACGGGAUCUCAGGCAGGGCCGCCAACAAUCGGAUAAAGAACGUGCAGCUGCACAGCCUUACCAUGUGGCUCCUGACAAUAGAGAACCCCCUCGGGAACCAGCUCCUCGUUCUCAUGGGACGUUGGGUGAGGGCGCUAGAGUUUCGACGUCCUCUCUUCGGGGUGUUCAACUCGGUGUGGGAGCAGAUUGGCUCGGGCCGUACUGUGUUGACCAGGGCCAGCCUGGGCGAGCUGAUGCACAGCAAGGCCAACUACGACCUCAUCAGGGCGCUCCAGGUCCCGAAGGCUCCUGCUGGCUCUUGGGUUGCCGCAGGGUGCUCCAGGGCCUCGGACACGGGCCCAGUCUGCGCGUUUCUCCAGCGGCGUGAGAAGACUGUCCCGUACAAGCCUGCAGGUUUAUCGACAGCGAGCCCAGAGGCCAUCCAGAGGUGGACCCAGGACCUGCACGCGUACCCUCCGUACCAGUACGAGCUAGUUCACAUGAUUCGGGGCUCCAAGGGGGACUUGAGGCCCUUGUGUGCCACGGAGAAGGAGGUGCUCAUGGGGUUCCCUCGCCACUACUCGUCGUCCGUAGCCAGCUCGGGCUCCAGCCGUGGCAGCGUUGAGAACGAUCGCUGCAGCCUCUUGGGGAACGCGUUCGCCUGCUGCGUCGUUAGCUGGCUGUUCCUCGGUCUGAAGUGCCAGUUGGGCUGGCCCGUCAGGGCGACUGACCUCGAGGGGAUCACGAGCGAGUUGGAGGUAAAGGACUUGCUCGACGAGUCGGUGGAGUUCUCGAGGGACCCCAUCAAGGAGACCCCCAUCGGCCGCAAGCUGGUCGAGAUUUUCUGGACGAUUGCCGAGAAGUCGGGGAGUGACAUCCGCCUCGACAUCGGUGUGCCUUUCCGCCCCAAGGCGUGGCCGCGAUCCUCGAUCGACCCGGCGCUGUGGCGCUGGCGGCCGACGCUGUCCUUUCCGUGGCCGAAGUCGUCGAGGGAGCUGCAUAUCAACGCGCUCGAGUUGAAGGCGGUGAACGCUUCCUUGCGGCACAGGACUCGCACUACAUCGUUCAGGAGCGUGAAGGUUCUGCACCUUGUCGAUUCCCAAGUUGCGGCUUCGAUACUGACCCGCGGCCGCGCGUCAUCGGGGAAGCUUCGAG